AUGAAUGCAAAUCAAUUAUGCAGGGCGCCCUUGAGAGCAAAAUGGCAUGUCGGAUCCUACCGCAGUGCUUCAAGCAAAGCCCCCCGACCCCAAAAGUCAAGUCCUAAACCAGCAACAUUAAAACGAAGAGAGCCAAACGCGUCAUAUCAACGUCGCCCAGACGCGCAAAGUUCCAUCGCGCAGGCAAAGGCCGCUGUCUCGAGCGGCUCCGCAAAACGCGGUCAUGGAAUUCCACCCAGAGUUCUGACUUUCCUGGGAGUCUCGGCUCUCACUAUAAGCAUGUAUUGUGGCUAUCUGUAUACAUCUUACACGAAGGAAGUCAGCAAAGCACAAUCACUCAAUGUCCCGCGUGAUGUCUCAGAUCGCUAUAAUACCACAGCAUCAACAUUCGAUGCAGAUGUCGAGAUCUCCGAAAAAGCAAUGGGACUGGGUAAGAAACGUCGCGACUUGGUUCAAAUGGCGCGCGGGAAUGUUCUUGAAGUCAGCUGCGGCACAGGUCGCAAUCUGCCUUUCUAUGAGCUCGGCGAGCGCCGCGGGAUCGACAGCGACGGCCGCGCCGGUGUGGUUGGGUGUCGGACUGUCACAUUCUUGGACUUGAGCCCUCAGAUGAUUGCUAUCACGAAAGAGAAGUUUGAGAAGUUGCAUCCUGCCUUUUCAGAGGUUGCUUUCCAGGCUGGCGAUGCCGGAUCUGUUGGGCCGCCCACGAUCGCGCGUCCCGGCUCGGCUAGUGAGACUUUGCCGCCUUAUUUUGAUACCAUUCUGCAGACUAUGGGACUGUGUUCGAUGCCUGAUCCUUCUGCAACAUUGCGCCAUCUUGGUUCAAUCACUGAGCCUACUCGCGGUCGGAUUCUGUUGUUGGAACAUGGUCGCUCUCAUUACGAUUGGCUUAAUCGCAUUUUGGAUAAUCUGGCUCCGGCGCAUGCGGAUCGCCAUGGGUGUUGGUGGAAUCGCGAUAUCGGAGCUAUUGUGCGAGAGAGUGGAUUGGAAAUCGUUGAGGAAAAGCGCUGGCAUAUGGGGACUACAUGGCGCUAUGUGUUGCGACCGAAGCAAGAUGUGGAGAAGCCCAGAUCUUGA
Penicillium brevicompactum is the source of this 1074-nucleotide messenger RNA. RefSeq names its product class I SAM-dependent methyltransferase. The record is from RefSeq and is a predicted model, not a curated record. NCBI's taxonomy places the organism in Eukaryota, Fungi, Ascomycota, Eurotiomycetes, Eurotiales, Aspergillaceae. Bases 1 to 1074 code for a protein of 357 amino acids. The transcript has 2 exons.